AUGUCGCUUCCGCCGUUAUCGGUGCGCAAACGCGGCGUCAAGGAUCCGCGGCCGUACGAGCCAACAACAACCCAGGCGGCGGAGGAUGCAGUCGCCCGGAUUAUGGAUUCGUUGGGGACUGCCGUUUCCCCACACUUGGGGAAAGUGAAUUUACAGAAAGGACUGUACAAUGAGAGCAGUGGCACAUCAACACGGUACCGGUACGAGCGUACGGAAGAAAGUUGGUUGGAACGCGCGUUAACAACGGACGAUGACGACGCCAUGGAGACGGACGAACUCGUUACGGGCUCGGCAAAUUCCAAAAAGCCGCGGAUUCUGGAACGCGCCACGACGCCGAUCAUAAGUAACGCGAGUCACAGGUCGCAGGACCGCGACGAAAUCAUGUCUCCCGUCCCUCUCCGUUCACCCUCUCCCACGGAUGAUGCUGGGAUCACCGGGAACGACACUUAUCUGCGGCGUACCCCUACCACGCUGCGUACGGGACACGUGGCUGGCCCAUCGUCUCGGCACGAUGCUCUCGAGUAUGGGCGCUAUCACGAUGCCGUAUUGCGCUUCGUACAAGUCAAACGUCGUGUCACGGAACGCGUCGAACUCAAACAACGUUCGUUGGCACUCCAGGAGGAGAGAACCUCACCGCGCGUACCGUUCGACGACGCCAUGGAGCUUGUUCCCGACGACCUUUUCAUCGCGAACCGGGAUGGAGAUGCGUUAAUCUUGGACGAAACACGAGCGGACGUUGCGUUCUUGCGUUCCUUACACAACCUCUCCUCGGACCAUGUCAAUGCAAGCGAUGCUCGUUUGGCACGCAAAGAGGGCAACUUCUGGCUCCUCCUGUCGCAUUUACGAGAGUUGAGUUUAGAUACCUUGAUCUGGGCUGACGAUGCUGCCUCUCUACACCAGCACGAGAGUUCACUGUUGGCCUAUGUUGAUUCCCUCGCUGCCAAGGUCAACGCCGCCCCACUGGAACUCACGCAGGCAUUGCAACUGAAUACGUCUGAGUGUCCAUCAUUGCUUCGUCGUCGUCAGUGCAUCAUGCGUUGGCUGGAAGCCUGUUUUCAUCAGCAGUUGCCGACAGGAUCCACCCGCGCUCGCCAUGCCACCAUAAUUUGUGAUUCCAAGCUCCUGCGGCAAGAAGGUUUGCCCGAGACGGACAAGGAUGCGGAAAUACUGAAAAAUGCGUUGGCCUUGAUUUUGGCCGGACGAGAGGAGGACGCACAAAUAUUGGCUCGUGAUAGUGGCGCUCCUUGGCGAGCGGCGCUUUGGAGUGGAGGGAAACCACAAGGUGUCGUGCACAAGCCGAACCUCGCAACCGAGACGAUGGAUCGGAUCCCCACGGGAAAUCCCCGCCGUGCUUUGUGGAAGCGCAUGAUGUGGAAAAAUGCCGAAGCGCUGCAUCAAAAGGGAAAGGCGGCGGCAGACGAAGCUGCGAUUGCCGCCAUUCUUUCCAAUAAUCUUAAGAUUGCCCUCUUGAACCCAUCCCUCAGGACGUGGGAGAAGUGUCUGUAUGUUGCCUUCCGAUGCAUGAUCGGUCGCACCGAAGAUGACCUGCUACACAAACACAACAAUCUUCGUCGGCAAUACCGCCCUCCCUUCCCUGGAACACAGUUCGCACAACACGAACUCCAGCAGCUUCGUGACACUGCUGACAUUGCUGCUGAAGAUGAGGCCUCUGUUAUUCAUAAUAUCUUACCAAGCUCUGUUUUUGACGAAGUCAAAGAUGACGAUGUAGUGACGGAUGCCACUUCGAGUUUUCUGGUUGGCAAAAGUUCGAUUGCGUCUUACCUACAGGACUCAAUGGCGGACUUGGACGAUGCAGGAGAAAUGCAGCUACGGUUCCUCACCCACCUGGGUUUGUACUUGGAUUCACUAGCGGUAGGCACAACGCCAAUCUUCAUUCAAGGAGUUUCGGACUGGAAGAACAGAAUGUUGUUGAAGUACUUGCAGUAUUUGUCCACCCGCGAAGAACUAUGGCAUUUGCUUGUACUUUACGCGUCGUUGCUACCGGAGUCGGUCUUGACGUCUCAACUUCCCAAUAUGCUGCAAAGCCUUGACAGUCAAGAAGGCCGCAGAACGAUUGUUGAACAGAUGCGUGAACUUUUACCGCGUGCAGGUUUAGAUUUGGUAGUUCUUCAGAAUGUGGUACAAGCUACUUUGCAAACGACGGAUACAGAGAAUUCCUGUGUCGACACUCCCACUCGUUUGGAUGUCCAAAAGAUGCGCUCGAUUGCGUGGCUUUCUUACAGUCAAGACCAUACGGUGGAUGCUCUCGUAUUUUCUAACUCACUGCUACGGCACUUCCUUCUUGGGGGUCGUCGAGCGAGUGCCAUACUUUUCGUCGAAGACUUUCGGCUGGAAAGUGUCUUGGAGUUAGCGGAAGGCAAUGGAGAAGAUGAAGCAGCGGAUGUAGACACGUGGCGACGUGAACACAUGGCACUGCAAUACUACUUGGAUGCGACUCAAGCUAUUGACCACUGGCGUGAGAUUAUUUCUACUGUUGAAAGCACCACCAAACUUAUUGAUGAUCGGAUCGACAUUGGUCGGUUGGAUGAAACAGACGUCUCGGUGGCAUUGAAGAUCGAACGCCGUGCUUUGCUCGAAGAGAAGCGCAAGGCUAGCUUCUCUGUCGUGAGGGCGUCUAAUAGCGCACUCAAAGCUCUUUCCGCCGUCCUAAAGUAUAGAGGCGGGUGGUUGUUACUGGACUACGAUGCCGCAUCAAGGCACUGCGACCAAAACGCUCGUUCGGCCGAACUCGAUGCCUUGCGCCGCAAAAUUUUACCGCAUUGUAUUUCUAGCUAUUGCGAAGUCUGCAUGGAGACGGCAGUGUGGAUGUCAUCCUCCAUGGACGAUGCUGUUGCUCAACUGAGUGAAAGCCCUUCCGCUGUGUUGGAUUCGCUCGACAGUCCCCAGGACGGUGAAAUAUCUCCAAUCGCCCCUUUCUAUUGGCCACAGCAAGCAUUGGAAAUUGCCAAUGUUGUUGCAUCAGAAACCUAUGGUAUCCUCUCUGCUUUCGGGACGGCAGAAAAGAAACAGCUCGUUUCCGAUUUAGCGGAGGCGUCUGUAGCCAACCUCUUUUAUACUACGAAAAGAGACUAG
Molecule: messenger RNA, 3093 nt
Organism: Phaeodactylum tricornutum CCAP 1055/1
Lineage: Eukaryota; Bacillariophyta; Bacillariophyceae; Surirellales; Neidiaceae
Exons: 1
Coding region: 1-3093 (1030 amino acids)
Biological process (GO): protein import into nucleus; regulation of DNA-templated transcription; post-transcriptional tethering of RNA polymerase II gene DNA at nuclear periphery
Cellular component (GO): nuclear pore outer ring; nuclear pore
Molecular function (GO): structural constituent of nuclear pore
Source: RefSeq, a predicted model, not a curated record